AUGGCAGACGCGCUCUCGACGGAAAUCCUCUCCGAUUUCGCGAGCAGCAACAGCACGUCGUCGUCGUCGCAAACGCACGAUUUAGCCAACUUCCGGUUAGAAUGGAUCCCGGAUUUAAUGGAGAAACUCUGCGCAAAACCAAUCCGAGCGAAAGAUUUCGUGUCCAUAAAAUUCGUCAUCGGCGCCGGGAAGAAACUUCGGCAGAAAUACAACGAGGAGAACUUGAAAGUGAUGACGGAGAGUUUGAGAAAGUUUGAGUUCGAGGAAGACCGAGGCGCGAGCGCGUGCAAAGAGUGUCAGAGAUGCUACAAGUAUCAGCACGAUACGGAUAAAGACUUGAAGUAUUUGCACGUGUUUCCUGAGGUUUUGAUUGUAGAAGAGGAGGCGAAGAUUGAGAAGAACGACGUGGUCGACGAGGCGGGGCGGAGAACGACGCCGGAGAUGUUGUGCGCAAAGGCGAGUUUAGAGGAGUUCGAGGAGCUGUUGGAGUAUAACGUGCCGUCGUUUUCGCAAAAACGAGCGCUUUUGAAGCGGUUGAAAGCGUAUAAAGGGAUCAUCGAUCAGUGCGAUCAAAAGUUGAGCAAUAUGGAGAGUCUGGCGGAGGAAGAGCAGGAGAUGUACGACGCCGUGUGCGAGAUUGAGAAUAAAAUCGAGUUAGUGGAGAAGCAGUUGGAAGAGAUGAUACGAGAGGGAAGGUUAACUGCUGGCGAGCAAUCGGUGAUGGUGGAGGAGUUGACUGGGAAGUUGAGCGAGUUGGACGUGGCGAAAACGAAAGCCGAGGAAGAGAAGAAAGAAAAUCGAAUGAAACAGAUUACGAAAUUGGAAGAAAAGGUGGUGGAGAAAAUAGACACUAUUAAAUCGAAAAGACCCAUCGUGUAUACGAUUGAACACGCCGAGGAGCUCGCAGACUUGAAGGCACAGGUGAGGAAAUUAAAAGCGUUGGAGAAUAAGAGCGGAUUGAGGACUGCGGCGGAGGUUGGAAGGUUGGCGAAGUUGCCGGGACUGAUCGAUAGGAUCGAGCAAAUCGAAACCGAAGAUAAAGGGUGGUUCGAGGACGAGUGCGCGACGUUAUUAUUCGGGGAAAAGAUUGAACCGGCGGUGAAAGAGAAAAAGAAAACAGCGACGGGAGGAGGGAACCCACCCAGAGGUGGUGGCGGGGGAUGGAUUUCUAAAGCGGCCAGCUCGAGCAGUAGAAAAAAAACAUCGAGCGGCAGCGGAGGGGUGAAGAAAGCUUCGAACCCUUUUGAUUUGCUCGGUGACGAAUAA
Molecule: messenger RNA, 1266 nt
Organism: Bathycoccus prasinos
Lineage: Eukaryota; Viridiplantae; Chlorophyta; Mamiellophyceae; Mamiellales; Bathycoccaceae
Exons: 1
Coding region: 1-1266 (421 amino acids)
Source: RefSeq, a predicted model, not a curated record